AUUUCAGCAGAUUGCAGACGAUUGGACUGGAAUUAGCAGGGAUUUUGUGUCAGUGAACUGAAAUACAACAAAGUUUCGAGAGGCAUCUGGUGAACAAUCAGAAACACUUGAACUCGCGGAGGCAUCUGCAGACGCCCACACAUUUUCUGUUUAGUUUCACGGAAAGCGAAUUUGUUUUUCAAAUAACUGGUAACGCAUUUAUUUUUAACUGUUCCGCUGUUUUUAGGUGGCUUUACAAAUUUCAUGAGAUAUUUUUGAGCUUGUAUUUGAUUGGUUUACCACUAGAGUUUAGACUUUGUCAGUUGUCAAGUAUAUACUAAGGAGAAUGUCUAGCAAGUCUGAAUCCCUCCGGCCAAGACUCUGCUCUCUGGAAAAAGGAGCAAACGGCUACGGCUUUCAUCUCCACGGCGAGAAAGGAAAGAUAGGCCAGUUUAUUCGGCUGGUCGAGCCAGACUCUGCGGCAGAGAAAUCGGGUCUGCUCGCUGGGGACCGGCUGGUGUUCGUCAAUGGAGUGAACGUAGAGAACGAGAGCCACCAGCAAGUGGUGUCCCGGAUAAAAGAGCAGACCACCGUGCUCAAACUCGUGGUGGUCGACCCGGAGACCGACGAGCUCCUCAAAAAACUUAAGAUUGUGUGCCUGGAAGAGUACGUGACCAGCGGCAUCCCCAACCCCAGCGAGCCCGAGAGAGAGACCGGGGAGAGCCGGCGCCAGGAAGAGGUGAUGUCGGAGGAAUCUGCUGCGGUGAAGGAGAGAAACGGAGGGACUGUGACUGGAGAGAAACUGAGUGUCGGCUCUGACAAGGAGUUCAAGAGUGAGCACCGCCCCCGCCUGUGUAACAUCAAGAAGGGCUCCACUGGGUACGGCUUCAACCUCCACAGCGAGAAGGCUAAGCCAGGGCAGUACAUCCGAGCGGUGGAUCCUGACUCCCCGGCAGAGAGGGCCAACCUGCGAGCCCAGGACAGGAUUGUGGAGGUGAAUGGCAUGUCUGUGGAGGGGAAGCAGCACUCCGAGGUGGUGGCAGCAAUCAAGGCUGGCGGACAGGAGACCAGGCUGCUGGUAGUGGACCCGGAGACUGAGGAUUUCUUUAAGAGGUGCAGGGUGACUCCCACUGAGGCACACCUCACAGGUCCUUUACCAGAACCUGUUGUCAAUGGAGAUGUGGAAGAGAAGGCCAAUGGGAAGGUGGCUGAGGAAGCAAACUCCAAAGUCUCUGUAAGCCCCUCUCCUUCAAAUGCCUCCUCGAACACCUCUGCUGGCAUGCCUACCAACGAGGUGAAGCCAGCGGAGAGUGAGCUCGCAGGCCCUGCCCCUGGCCUGCCCAUGCAAGAAUCCAAGGAGAGUGAGCUCACUGGCCCUGCCCCCGGCCUGCCUCUGGGUCUGUCCCUGCAGGAAGCCAAGGAACGUGCUCAUCAGAAGCGCUCCAGCAAGCGGGCACCGGCGAUGGACUGGAGCAAGAAGAAUGAGCUUUUCAGCAACUUGUAAACAGCCAGCCGCUUCCCACUGUACAGUCUGGCUGUCUGUUUCUUUCUUUUUGUUUUUUUAUUUUAAGCAAAUAUGUAUUCUUUGACUUCUACUCCAAGGUUUAAAAAACACCCUGAUUUUUACUUUAUUUUUUUAUCUAGUGGAGUAAAACAAAGUCUUAGGAUUAUUAAAAAAAAGUAAAUAAAAAAAUGAAUUACAGUAUUUCUACAAUGCAAAGUAGUAUAUGAAAUUGUUGGAAGAUAAUAUAACACACAAACAAUUCAAUAUCUUUUUUUUUUGGAAGGUAGGUUUUAAACUUCAUCCCCUAUUGGACCACAAUAAUAAUGCACAGCACCUGCUCAGCCAGUAACGUGGUCCAGACUGAGUGCCCCUCUAGUUGAUUUUCUUGGGAGAGGCUGUUAGUCCUUCAGUUUCAUAACCCUAUCUUUAACUGUUUUAUAGUACUCAAGUCUUUUGUUAUUUAGACUCUCUAAGAUUUUUGAUGUCCACCAGUGCUAUAAAAGUUAUCGUUUUACUGCACUGUUCUUUCCACUAGCACCCGCUCCCUGGGUGUAUCGCAGCGGCCUGCGUCAUUCAUAAACAGCAGGCUACUCUUCCUGAAGGGAGAAGGGCCGGAGGCUGGUUUCAUAUCACUCCACCCCUGCCCCCACUCCCCGCCUUCCUAAAAUGAGAUGUGGUAGUUCAGAUGGGCUAUCCUGUGAAAUUAAUUUAUGUCAAUACCACUAGAAGGUUUUUGUGGUGAACAAAACCUCCCAAUAUUUAAGCUCCAUGUCUUAACUUGAUUUUUGCCGCCUUCAAUGGGAUUAGAAUGGCUCUUAUCUGACAAUCAAAUCAUUGCAAUGCUGUUUUUAAUUGACCAAAACAGAGUCUGUGACACCAGGUAUCACAUUUGCAAGCUGUUGGAUUUUUCUAAGUAAUUUUGUAGUGCUGUACAUUGAAAAAACAAAUUUCUAUUUUAAAAGAUGUAUCUAUAUUCUUGCUUAUCUUGGCUUUUGUGUUAGUGAUGGAAGUUCAGUGAUGUCUGUAAUAAUAAUAAUAGAGCUCUACAAUAUUUUGUCUGAUGAUUUUUGUCUGAUUGAGAAUCCUGCCACCUGCAGGAGGAAAACAGUAUUGCAGUUUACAGGUUCUGACAUUUUUAAACCUGACACCACUCAAAAUGGAGGAUUAAGGGCCACACCUUUUUUAGGGUCAAAUCUUUCUUUUGAAUUAAUGAUGGGGGCUGUUCUCCUGUUAUAUGCAGUUUCAAAGAAAACAUAUUUCUGUUUAUUGAAUUCUUGCAUGGAAGCAAAACACACCAAAGCAGUACCACCCCUGCUGAUCUACUCUGGAGAAGCACCUUGAUGAAUUCAAUAGAAAGGCCUGUGCUGACCUCUUGAAGGUCCAUUUGUGAGCCAGGAAGUGAGUAAAUCUUCCAGCAGCGGGGGUCUGUGCUGCAGUGCGGUUUAUCACAGUGAUAGUCGAUUACGUUGGGAACUGUUUAUACGAAACCCAGCUAUAAAUGGGUGCCUGGUUUAACUGGCAUUGCUUUCAAGGUUACAGCCUCCACUCUGGGGACAGGUCUUCCCAUUUCAUAAGCUUUGACCUUUAAAGGGUUGUUUAAAAAUAAUAAACAGCGUGUCAUGUGCUAAGAGGUUAACCGAAGGAGAUGCCUGCUGCUGUUGUGUAGGUCUGUGUUCAUGGGCAGACCAUGAAGGUCCCUGUGCACAGUUUUGCUGUUUCCCUGGUCUGGUGGUUCUGCUGUAAUGAGAAACUGGAUGUGAUUCUGUGAAUUUCUGUUUAAAGAAUUUAAAAUAAACUAUUUUCCUCA
Molecule: messenger RNA, 3290 nt
Organism: Polyodon spathula (Mississippi paddlefish)
Lineage: Eukaryota; Metazoa; Chordata; Actinopteri; Acipenseriformes; Polyodontidae
Product: Na(+)/H(+) exchange regulatory cofactor NHE-RF1-like
Exons: 6
Coding region: 326-1483 (385 amino acids)
Biological process (GO): protein localization to plasma membrane
Cellular component (GO): apical plasma membrane
Molecular function (GO): signaling receptor binding; protein-membrane adaptor activity
Source: RefSeq, a predicted model, not a curated record